AUGGGGUUAUUGAACGGCUAUGAAUCAGACGACGACGAGAGCGACCGGAACGAGGGAAUAGUAAACGGAGCAAAAAAAGUGAAUUCUGGACGAGUCCAGAAGCCGCUGGCGCACAAAUCGUCGCUCGCCAAGCUGGAUCUUGGCAAGGUGUUGGGUAUCAAGCAGGUCGCAAAGCUUGAGGCGGCGGAAAAUCGCAUCGAUGUGGACCAAUUGCGAGUUGCCGAGAAAGUACGGGAAAGUAUUGAGGAUGAAGGUGCACAGGAGACAGAAACGAGGCCUGCUGACGAAUCAGACUCGUCCAAGAUGGUGGAGUUUGACAUGGCCAAGUUCUAUGCCGAGAAUCAUAAACUUAUCAGUUCCGGUAAGCUCGACCACAGGAAGAUCGUUCUACAGAACUCGCGUGCCACAUAUUACGGUGUCGGGAACAACAACCUGUCAAAUGUGAUUAGUUUUACGGAGAAAAACAGCGACAAGAUUCAGCGCCAAAUUGAGUCUGACAGGCGGAAACUGGCCGCAAAGGGCAGGCGUGGGGACAGAUAG
Messenger RNA from Ogataea polymorpha, 540 nucleotides. RefSeq lists its product as uncharacterized. The coding region runs from base 1 to 540 and encodes 179 amino acids. The record is from RefSeq and is a predicted model, not a curated record. Lineage: Eukaryota; Fungi; Ascomycota; Pichiomycetes; Pichiales; Pichiaceae. The transcript has a single exon.